CACGCCCAUCUUCUUCUCACCCACGUGGAGUACCAGGAGUGCAUGCACUCCUAGUUUUCCUGGGAGUACACAUAGCAAGAGAAUGGCUGCUGAAGGAGAUUUAGCCGAUCAGUUUGAGGACCUCAAACUAAAUAUAGAGUUACCUAAGACAAAAUUGUUUCGUGCUGAUCAGUGUGUAGGUACUGGAGUGUUAAGAGUUGAUGAACAUGAGGUCAAUUGGACAGGAGAGAAUGGGGAGACUGUAUGUCUGUUGUAUCCUGAAAUAUGCCUGCAUGCAGUCAGUCGCGAUGUAAGCUCGUUUCCCCACCCCUGCCUCUACAUGCUGACCUCCUGCCAACUAGACAUCGAGGAAGAACAAGAGGGGGAGCCAGUGGAGACCAUAGAAAUGAGGAUGGUACUUGAGAAUGAGGAUAAGUUGGAAGAGCUGUUUGAGCUGAUAUCCGAAGGCCAGGCUCUCCACCCUGACCCUGAGGACCUGAGCACUGAUGAAGAGGGGGAAGAAGGUGACGCUGUUAUUUUGGAGGAUUUUCAGCCGCUGGAAGAGGGAGCAGACUUCUUCAGAACGGAAGAAGACUUACAGUUUCUAAGUCCUGAAGGUCAGAGAACGUUGGAACGUAUUGAGACUUUGUUAGCAGCCUCUGGAAACAUACCUUCCGUUCAAAAUGGGAACAGUCAGUUUGAAGAUGCUGAGGACUGAUAAACUUUCAUUUUAUAAUAAUUGUUCACUGCCAUAUUUGAUUACAUAAUUAUAAUGGUUGAAAACCUGAUACAAUAAAAUA
Halichondria panicea is the source of this 779-nucleotide messenger RNA. Its product is annotated as methylosome subunit pICln-like. NCBI's taxonomy places the organism in Eukaryota, Metazoa, Porifera, Demospongiae, Suberitida, Halichondriidae. The transcript has 5 exons. The coding region runs from base 83 to 697 and encodes 204 amino acids. Gene Ontology annotation, biological process: spliceosomal snRNP assembly; mRNA cis splicing, via spliceosome. Gene Ontology annotation, cellular component: spliceosomal complex; cytosol; pICln-Sm protein complex. The record is from RefSeq and is a predicted model, not a curated record.